CGGCGGGUGAUUGGCUGAGCGCAAGGUCUUGCCAGGGGUCGGCCGGGCGGCUGUGGCUGGCCUGGCAGAACACGUCCACCGCCCGGCGCAGCCACACGCGUUUUCCUUGUCUUGUUGUAAGGUAGACAGGUGUGGGCGGCAUGGGUAGUGGCGUCGAGAUGACGGGCUGUGGAAAGUUUGUGCGUUUCCUCAUGUUUGCCAUCAAUUUCAUUAUCUGGUCUGGUAGCAUAGCGAUAUUGGUGCUGGGCAUAUGGACAGUGGCAGACCGACCCUACUUGGAGAAGCUACUGGGUAGUGAGAUGUACAUGACGGCCGCCUACAUUCUCAUCGGUACUGGCUGCGUCAUUUUCUUCGUCUCCUUCUUGGGCUGCUUCGGUGCUCUCAGGGAGGUCAAGUGCAUGCUCCUCACAUACUUCAUCAUUGUUCUGCUGCUGUUCAUAAUCUUGCUGAUUGGCGGCAUCUUGGGCUACGUCUUCAAGGACAAGGCCAAGACUACUGUGAGAAAUGCUAUGGUCGUUGCCAUCAAGGAGUACAGAACAGACGAGGACUCACCCUUCACAGAGGCCUGGGACGAAACUCAGCAAGCGAUGAAAUGCUGUGCCAUAACAAAUCAAAAUGAAUGGGCAAAAAAUCCAGAGUUUUCAAUGUCGGAUAAAAAAGUCCCAAAGUCGUGCUGCAGAAAGGACGGGACCGCGGGAGAGUUGAUGGACUGCCAGAGAAACCCCGGAGAGGAUAAUUCCUACACGGAAGGUUGCUUCUCCAAGGCUAUAGAUUUCGUGGAGCGCCAUGCACUCAUAGUUGGCGGUGUUGGUAUUGCCGUCGCAGUCAUCAUGGUGCUUGGACUACUUUUAUCAAUUAUACUUUUCAAGAUGAUUGACUAGGUACAUCAGUAUCAGGGGUCCACGUGAUUGGAGAAGCAGCUUGCAAAAUAGUUAACUAUCCGAAUUAAGAUAUUUUGCAACCCGUCGAAGAUAGAAAUUCUCUACAACCCGUUGAAGAUAGAAAAUUUUCACAAGUGCUGAAAGUUGCAUUCUGUCCAAUCAUAAUAAUCAUCAAAGGUCAAUUAUUUAUUCAUGGAGUUUUAACUAGUUGGUUUUUGUAAUGCUGAAAUUUUUAAAAGUAGGUUACCCAUUCAUAAAUUUUGCAAAUGUAUUAGUUUAAUGUUUUGUUACUCGUAUCAGCAUGAAUGAAGAGUUUCCUGAAGAAUAAUUGACUUCAAAUUUAUACAUAUAAAGUUCCUGUUAUGUUAAAAAUAUUAAAGUUCACUUGGCAAUAUUUCACAAGACAGGUGUAACUUAGAAAUGCUCUAUUGUAUUAUAUACAUCCUUACAGUAAGUAAGGAUGUACUUACUGUAAUACAUCUAUUAGUGUCUUAUUGCGACUAAAAAUAUAAAUUGUCAUGCUCGAUAUACUUUGCAAUUCAAUACUAUCGUAAUUCAGUCAUGGGUACUGCCAAAUUAUCCUUUUUUGUAGCUUUUCCUCCCCAAAGUGUCAUACAGUAUAUGAUGCACAGUGGUAUGUGGUCAGUCUUUGGGAGUUUGUGUACUUCUGAAAAUAUUGACAAGACCCAUAGCCAAUUAAAAAAAUAUAUAUAUUUUUAAUAAUUUACACGACUACUUUUAUUUACUUUGAAAAUUUAAGUUUUUCAUGGUGUUCAGUAUUGUGACGUGCUGAGCAACUACAAUAGCAGUAUUGUGCGAACACGUAGACACGCCCCAAGAUUGUGAUGCACAGAACAGCAUCCGAGAAUCUCUCAUAAUCUAGGUAUUUUAAGUUUCUCGUUACAAUAUUGUUAAAAAAAAAUUUUUUAGUUCAAUUCUUUAUAUAUGCUGUAAACUGCACUAAAGAGAAAUUUGAAAAGAUUUUCUAUGGCAGUACUUGGUACUUACUAGUGUUUUAAAUUGUCUUCAAAACAUUUGGUGAUGAAUAUAGUUCAAAUGUUGCAAAAUUAUCACCCAAGAAUAUAACAUUUUUUGUCUGAAGUGCCUUGUAUAGUUAUCCACUGCCAUUUUUAGACAAGGUAUCAACGGCACAUUGAUUGCUCAAGCAAGCGCACGUGUCCAAUAUGUCACAAGAUUCCUUUUUUGUACGGUUGUCUUGAGGACAAACAUUGUAUAGUAAUUGCCCUUGUCUAAGGGGGAAAAAGCAAGCUGGAUUCCUAGGAGUUUUUAGUCAAUUGCUAUGGAACCAUGUACCUGCAUUUGUAAAUUUUAAACGGGUGUACCGAAAAGUUGUACGUAACAUUAUAGAUAAAAAUAUUCUAGCUGUUAAGCAUUAUUAAAGAAAUUUUUAUAUUGCUUGGCUGCACGCGAUUCCUAAUCAUAGGUUCGAGCAGGAGCCGACCCUCUUCUUGAAUCAUUAGUUCUCUACCGUAAGCUAAUUCUUAAUUGAAUACUUUGUGUGUAAUAGCUGCUAGUGGUCUUGUUAGGGACAGGAAGCCUGCAGUUUGAAUAUCUGUCAUGAGAAUUUUCUGGGUGUAUUUUAGAAUUGUAUAACAAAGGUUUUGUUGAAGGCUUUAUUCAGAUACCUGUACUGAAGUUAAAUAGUAAAUUUUAAAUUAUACAAUUGGUUUGAGUUGAACCAGAAGUGUGUUGUGGGGGCAGGGAGGACCAGGGAGGACCGGGCCCGCAGAGUGUACACUGUGUAAUAUUCGCUUUAGCACUUGUGAAAUUUUGGAGGAAUUGUCAACUUUUGGAGAGAUGAAUGUUAGUGGUUUUUACCAAGUGCAACAGUGGAAACUCUCUUCCUAGUGUGUGUGGUCAUCUCAAGUUUGCAAAUUUAUAGAUUUUUCAUUCAUAUAAUUCAUGAACAUUGCAUUAAAACAUACUACUAUAUGACCUUAUAAAUGUCAAAAUUUGCCAUGUAAUAAUAGUGUAAGGGGAUGUCUUUCCAAGUGCCAGUCUGGUGGAAAAUAUUAUUCCUCCUCUUGAUUCUCAUUGAAUUUGUGAUCAUAGUGUAGAAUCUCUUAAAACGGUGCAUUUUUUGUUUAUAUGCACAAAGGAAACUGGGAUCUCAUGUUUGAACAAAUCCAAUACUCUCUCAAAUUAGUCAUUAUAGUUUUCCAUAAGCCUUAUUUCUGCAAGCAUGUUGCUUCCGUACACAAGUGCUGAGAGUGCCUGGCAGUUGUACAUGAUGCUUGUGUAAUAAACAUGUUUAGAAAUUAAUAAUGUACUUCUUGUAUCCAUUAAUCCCAGAUGUAUCCUAAUCUGCUGGGAAUAAAGUACUUUAAUGAGUGCAUUUUAUUGUGGUACUGUAAUAUACAAGAGUAACACACUUCAUAACUUGGUUAUAUUAAAUAUCUGAACCAACAAUAUUAUAUACACUGUAACUGAUCAAUAAAAUAUUAGUCGAAUGUUCCAACUUGCUUUUUAUGAACACUUGGAAAAUGUUUAAAUUUUGAUAGGAUCCUAUAUCAGAGUUGGAUUGUAGGUGGAAGAUUGUAGGUUGAUAAAGAUGACGAAUUUAAGAUCUGUUGCCAUACUUUAAAUGUUCGAGUGUGAAGCUUACUUGUACUAAAGGUGGCUACAGACAAGAGUGUAAAAUUAAUGGUCGGUUAAUUUUAUGUGCAGUGUUAGUUUUUGCCAUGACAUAUUGCUAGAUUCAAUAGUGCAAAUGUGUAAAUACAAACUAAAAUUUACAUCUAAACAUUCCAAAAUGGUGCUGGUGUAAAAGUAUUUGUGCUGGUGCCUUGGGUAAACAGAGGCGUGUAAUUUUAUUAAUGUGUGGUGGAAUGUAACAUUGAUUUAAAAAAAAAAUGCUGUAGUUCAUAACAUGCUAUUUUAAUUGUUGUGCAAAAUGACAAUUACGGUUGCACCAUUUUAUUGAAUGUACUUUUUAAUACAGCAUAAUUCCCAAAGAUGCUGCUUUUAAUUUAAAUAAAAAUAUAUUUGGCAGAAGUCAAAGGUAAAGUUGCAUGAAUGGCAAUUUUUUUUUUUCAUAAGUUGAUUGUAACUAAAUAGGAAAUUGUGAAAUAAAUGUUAAAAUAAUUGAA
Messenger RNA from Procambarus clarkii (red swamp crayfish), 3991 nucleotides. RefSeq names its product Tetraspanin 74F (gene Tsp74F). Lineage: Eukaryota; Metazoa; Arthropoda; Malacostraca; Decapoda; Cambaridae. The record is from RefSeq and is a predicted model, not a curated record. Gene Ontology annotation, cellular component: plasma membrane.